This is a messenger RNA of Prionailurus viverrinus (fishing cat), 948 nucleotides long. Its product is annotated as immunoglobulin lambda-1 light chain-like. Gene Ontology annotation, molecular function: MHC class II protein complex binding. The transcript has 4 exons. The record is from RefSeq and is a predicted model, not a curated record. Gene Ontology annotation, cellular component: MHC class II protein complex. The coding region runs from base 51 to 785 and encodes 244 amino acids. Lineage: Eukaryota; Metazoa; Chordata; Mammalia; Carnivora; Felidae. Gene Ontology annotation, biological process: immunoglobulin production involved in immunoglobulin-mediated immune response; peptide antigen assembly with MHC class II protein complex; antigen processing and presentation of exogenous peptide antigen via MHC class II.
GGAGGCCUCGGGCAGCCCUGCCAGCUGUGGGGACCAGGAUCUGUAUCACCAUGGCCUGGACUCCUGUCCUCCUCAUGCUCCUCUCCCAUUGUGCAGGUUCCCUGUCCCAGCCUGUGCUGACCCAGCCGCCCUCCCUGUCUGCAUCUCCGGGAACAACAGCCAGACUCACCUGCACCCUGAGCAGCGGGUUCAGUGUUGGAGGCUACUACAUAAAUUGGUUCCAGCAGAAGCCAGGGAGCCCUCCCCGGUAUCUCCUGUACUACUACUCAGACUCAGAUAAGCACCAGGGCCCCGGGGUCCCCAGCCGCUUCUCCGGGUCCAAAGAUGCCUCGGCCAAUGCGGGGCUUCUGCUCAUCUCUGGGCUGCAGCCUGAGGACGAAGCUGACUAUUACUGUUCUACAGAUCAUGGCAGUGGGAGCAGCUACCGUUAUGUUUUCGGCGGAGGGACCAGGGUGACCGUCCUCGGUCAGCCCAAGUCCGCACCCUCAGUUACCCUCUUUCCACCCUCCAAUGAGGAGCUCAUCGCCAACAAGGCCACCCUGGUGUGCCUCAUCAGUGACUUCUACCCCAGUGGCUUGACGGUGGCCUGGAAGGCAGACGGCACCCCUGUCACCCAGGGUGUGGAGACCACCAAGCCCUCCAAACAGAGCAACAACAAGUAUGUGGCCAGCAGCUACCUGAGCCUGUCACCGAACCAGUGGAAAUCUCGCGGCAGAUUCACCUGCCAGGUCACACACGAGGGGACCAGUGUGGAGAAGAGUGUGGUCCCUGCAGAGUGCUCUUAGGUUCCCAAGGCUUCCAGGAUGGGGGCCUUCCUCACCAGACACCCCUUCCCCAGCCCACUGUGUAGCCCUGUGAACCAACCCCUGGAUCAGCUCAGACCAGGCAGGUCACACGCCCUCCCUAUUUCUACUUGUGCUCAAUAAAGACCUUAGCACAUAUCACUGA